UGUCUGGAAUCUGAGAAAAUCGACUGAUGAGUAAUUGAGGCUGCGUACUGAUUCCUGUGGGAGACUCGUGAAAUUCUUGUGUUUCAAGCAAGAUGCAAAGCUGCAGCUGCAAUGUAUGUGUGGUUUUCCCAAAUACAGAUGUACAGAUCCUAUGCACAUGACUAUGAUGCAAAUGGAAGUUCGGUAAGUUUAGCAGGCUGCUCAGCCAAGCUGGCCCUGGCUCAGGAUUCAAGACGUGAGAUGUGACAGUUUCCAUUGCCACUUGUAUUGCUGCUAGUAUCACUUACAUAUGGGGGAAAAGAACAAGAUGUGAAAAUAGAAGUGCUAAGCUUCGAAUUCAGAUCCUCAUACCAUGAUGCACCUUUGCCCCAUCUUUCAGCUUCUCUAAUUCUGGUGGAUUCCUUUUAAAUACUGCUUUGUCAGCCGCUGGCUGGAUCGUGAUGAUUAUCGCAAGUUGUGACGGUUAGGUGAGGAUCAUGGCGGCAUGGCCUAUCUUUACACCCAGACUAUACUGGAUCAUACCCAAGGUGGUUGAAAUGUCGCUUUAUGACUACUAGGUUCCGCCACUGAAUUGUUCGAGUGCGUUGUAUCGAUGACAGGUCAUGGUUUUGUUAUUUUCUGACCAAGAAAAGGUGGUUUGCCAGAUAGGAAAAUUAUUGGACAGAGAUUGUUUUUUUUUCUUCUUUUGACCUGUCAAAAUAGAAUCAUUGUAGAAGACUGCACUUCCUCCAGAGAAGAGAAUUAUAGUGAUCCAUUUCAAGCAGAAGGGGUUGAGGUGCGGGUAGAGUAACCAGGGUAAGCAUGGCGGAGAAGCUGACGCCAGAGCAGCUCGACGAGUGCAAGGAAAUCUUCGACCUGUUCGACGCCGACGAGGACGAUCACAUCGCCACCGGCGAGCUCGUGACGGCGCUGCGCUCCCUGGGCCAGAACGUCGACGAGGCCGAGGCGCGGCGCUUCCUCGAGGACGCGGGCGUCCCCGGAGGCGCCGGAACCAUCGACCUCGCGGCGUUCCUGGCCGUCGCGGCGCGCAAGAUGGGCGCCAAGCAGUCGGAGGAGCGCCUCGCGGAGUGCUUCGACGUGUUCGACGACGCGCGGAGCGGAUCGAUCCCCGCGGAGCAGCUGCGGCAGGCGAUGGUGAGCCACGGCGACCGGCUGACGGAGGAGGAGGCCGACGCGAUGGUCCGCGAGGCGGACCCGCGCGGCGAGGGCCGCGUCGACUACAGGGAGUACGUCAAGGUGCUGAUGAAGAACAAGUGAUCCGAUUCGUCACCAGGAUGGAGCCUUCUCCAUGAAUUAUGUGUCGCGUCACAGGGUCAGUGUGGCUGAAUUUUGACAGCAUCAGUUUUCAGUGUCUACCAUUUCCUCCGGAUCAAAA
This is a messenger RNA of Phragmites australis (common reed), 1375 nucleotides long. RefSeq names its product probable calcium-binding protein CML9. The record is from RefSeq and is a predicted model, not a curated record. The coding region runs from base 802 to 1257 and encodes 151 amino acids. The transcript is spliced from 2 exons. Gene Ontology annotation, molecular function: calcium ion binding. NCBI's taxonomy places the organism in Eukaryota, Viridiplantae, Streptophyta, Magnoliopsida, Poales, Poaceae. Gene Ontology annotation, cellular component: myosin II complex.